This is a messenger RNA of Thamnophis elegans (Western terrestrial garter snake), 1983 nucleotides long. RefSeq names its product GTPase, IMAP family member 7 (gene GIMAP7). The record is from RefSeq and is a predicted model, not a curated record. The transcript has 3 exons. The coding region runs from base 822 to 1520 and encodes 232 amino acids. Gene Ontology annotation, molecular function: GTP binding. Lineage: Eukaryota; Metazoa; Chordata; Lepidosauria; Squamata; Natricidae.
CCCAGCCCCUCCGUUUAUUUUAUUUUUUUUGGUGGGGUGAGCCUUUUCCUUUCAGACAGACUAACGGAGUUGGAAGGGACCCUGGAAGUCAUCUAGUCCAACCCCCAAACAGGACACAUGGCCGUUUCUAACAGAUGGCCAGUCCAGCCCCUUCUUGAAACUUGGGAGACCCGGCCAACAAUUGGCGCAAACUGGAUCAAGUCAGGAAAACCACUUGGCAAAAUGUAGAUCGAAAAAUUGAAUGAAGUUUGGAUUUUGAUAGGUUUUUAGUCCCUGUUUUUAGCAGGACCCGAAAGGCUUCAUCCACCCGGGGAUAAAAGGAACCUCUCGAGGGGAACCAAACCCUGAGCGCUUGUAGAUGGUCUCCUUCUUGAGCAGGGGGUUGGGACUAGAAGACCCCCAAGGACCCUGACAGCUGUCUUCUGAUUGACCGAUUGACGUCCCGGCCUGCCUGACUCUCCGGCGCAAAUGAGGAGAUGGAGGGAUGAGUCUCGCCCUUCUUUCUUUCUUUCCCUUUUUUCUUCUUCUUCUUCUGUCCUUUUUCUGACCCGCCCAGGGCGAAAGCGAAAGCGCGGAGAACGAAGCUAGAAGCGCCCGUUGUUCCUUCGGGUUGCACGCUCGAACGCGGAACGCGGGAGUCAACGGAGCGCCUGGCCGGCUCCCUCCGAUUCAGAAAGGAAGUCGCAAGUGGAAGACUCCAGAAAACACCCCCAGCCUCCACUUUCUUUUUUCCUUCGUUUUCGCUCCUGUGACUUCCCUUCCUGCCAGAAGAGGAUUAGAGAGGCUGAAGAUCGGCGGAGGAGCUCCUGGGCACCAGCAACAUGGGUGCAGCUGAGUCAGCUUACCAAGAAGCAGGUUCAGUUGCAGACCUGAGGAUCGUCAUGGUCGGCAAAACAGGCAACGGGAAAAGUGCCACCGGGAACACCAUUUUAGGAAGGGAAGAGUUUACGUCCAAGAUGGAGGCCACAUCCGUCACCGCCAAAUGUAAGAGUGCCACGAAUGUCCUGGCGGAUGGGAGGACCCUGGCUGUGAUCGACACGCCGGGCUUUUUUGAUACAAAAUACUCACAGGCGGUGACUCUGGCGGAAAUUAAGAAAUGUGUCAGCUUCUGCUCCCCGGGUCCCCACGUCAUUAUACAGGUCAUCCGUAUGGGCCAUUUCAGUGAGGAGGAGAUGAAGGUCGCCAAGCUGAUCAAUGACAUCUUCAGCCUGAAGGCCAAGGCCUACCUGGUCGUCUUGUUCACCCGCAAAGAAGACCUGGAGGGGCGCCCUCUUCAAGAGGUGCUGUCCGAGGGAGAUGAAAGCCUGGAGCCUCUGAGGAAGCAAAUCAAGAGUUGUGGGAAUCGGUGCCUGGCUUUCAACAACAAGGCGGAAGGGAAGGAAGGGCAGGAUCAGGUGGAUGAGCUGAUUCGGAUGGUGGAUGACCUCGCACGGAACAAUUGGCCGAAGCCCUAUUACACCAAAGAGAUGCUGGAGGAGGACAAGAAGAAGGCGCCUGGAUGGUUAUGUACCCUCCUCUGAUCCCGGAGUGUCUUCAUCACCGACGGAGACCCCUUGGGAAUACCGUUCAAACACACCUGGGUCAGCGCAGACAGCCACGGCUUUCCUUGGCUGCUUCAUUCCAAGGCCGCUUUCCCCUCCCCUCAAAAGGCCACUGGACUUUGUUAUUUCCCUGAAGAGGUUUUGCUCCUCAUCCCAGAAGCUUCCUCAGAUUCUGAAGAGGCUUUGGGGAUAAGGAAAGAGACCUCUUCAAGGCAAAACCGAAGAAAGGCCCCCAGUGGCCUUCUAAAAAAGCAUCUCUGGGGCAGCCAUGAGCCACAGGAUAGGGAAUCACCCUAGACCGAAUCACAAUAGAGCUGGAAGGGACCGUGGAGGUCUUCUAAUCCAACCCCCCCAUCACUCAAGAAGUAAAGUCUAUACAAUCUUCUUAAAAAUCUCCAGUGAUGAAUCCCUACAACUUCUGAAGUCAAGCAAUUCCAAUGGU